Messenger RNA from Gaeumannomyces tritici R3-111a-1, 735 nucleotides. RefSeq lists its product as hypothetical. The record is from RefSeq and is a predicted model, not a curated record. The coding region runs from base 1 to 735 and encodes 244 amino acids. NCBI's taxonomy places the organism in Eukaryota, Fungi, Ascomycota, Sordariomycetes, Magnaporthales, Magnaporthaceae. The transcript is spliced from 2 exons.
AUGUCACAGGCCGAUGCUGCCACGAAGUGGCGUGUCAACGAGAUUGCGGACCGUUACUUGAAGCCAAGCCAAAAGGCGAGAAUAAAUCAUCGAUUCGCCUCACUAAAUGUCCACAAGAAUUGGCUACUCCUAUGGACUGGCGAAAACUAUGACCGGGUCCAGAAAUAUGCCAGGAGUCGCAAUAAGCAAACGCUUUCCAUCGCCCUUGGGCCCCUUAUCGAUCCCAACCACCCCGAGUUCGCUGUAUCCACGUCGUCAAAGAAAUCUAAGCGAAAUUUCAUGCAUGGGGCCUCGGCACUAUUUGCCCAGCACAUCUCCAACCAUAGCACCGAGGUAGCUCUACUCUGCCCGCCACCACCGGUCAUGUUCAAUCCCAACGGGAGGACCUACUAUCAGGACAUCGAGGAGCCCAUCAUCACCAAGUUCGGGUUCAACAGGAAUCUUAGGAUAUUCGCUGUGCAUCCGAGCGUGAAGGAAGCAUCGGGUUUCUGCUACGAAAUCUGGCCUACGGAUAGGACAUAUGAAUGGCACCAACGGUUCCCGGGGGCAAAGGAAAAGGAGAAGAAGGAAAAGGAGGAGAAGGAGAAGAAGGAGAAGGAGGAGAAGGAGAAGGAGGAGAAGGAAAAGGAGGAGAAGGAGAAGAAGGAGAAGGAGGAGAAGGAGAAGGAGGAGAAGGAAAUGGAGGAGAAGAAAAAUGGCGUGACCGCGACAACAACCACCCCUGCAUUGGGCUGA